Molecule: messenger RNA, 3243 nt
Organism: Lucilia sericata (common green bottle fly)
Lineage: Eukaryota; Metazoa; Arthropoda; Insecta; Diptera; Calliphoridae
Product: double-stranded RNA-specific editase Adar-like
Exons: 3
Coding region: 88-2721 (877 amino acids)
Biological process (GO): RNA processing; adenosine to inosine editing
Cellular component (GO): cytoplasm; nucleolus
Molecular function (GO): double-stranded RNA adenosine deaminase activity; tRNA-specific adenosine deaminase activity; double-stranded RNA binding
Source: RefSeq, a predicted model, not a curated record
UUGAAUUCAAAAUUACAACAGUUGAGAAAACCAUCAGGAAAGAAGAAGAAAUUAAACGAAAAAAAGAAACAUAUUGCUGUGAAAAUAAUGGAAGAAAGGAGUGUGGAAAAAUACUCCUCAACUGAAUUAUCUAAAAAUUCGGAAAUUUUCUGUGUAAAUAAAGAUCCAGUUGCCACCCUGAAUAAAAUUUUCGGUCAAGUCCACUGUAAGUCCAGCCUGGUUGCUGGUGUCCAUAAUAAAUGCUGUUUCAAAGUCUCUCUGCAAAUGGAAGGUAGACAUUUUAGUGCCACAGGCAAAACAUUUAAGCAGGCACAGAAAUCAUGUGCCCUAGCAGCAUUGGCCAAUUUGUGUAAUGUUUUUGUUGAUAACAACAACUUGAAGACAUGUAUGCCUGCCCAGGUAGCAGUUAAGGAGAAACUAAGCACUAAAGAUGAAUUGCUUAAUAAUAGUAUUAAUGAAAUUGAUUCGAAUGCAAAUCCAGAUAUUACUGAAAUUGUUAAUGAAGGUAAAGAACCUAUUAAGGAAAUGCCUGAAAAUGAAUCCAAUGCCUUAACAACUCUUCCAAAAACGCUAGAUGCAAUAGAUAACAUAUCUCUUCAAAAAGAACUUAUACCAUUAACUAUAAAAGAAAUUGAAGCUAAAUGUUUGGAUGAAAAAUCUAUCCCUUUGGAAAAUAUUACAAAUUUGCCAACAACUAGCGGUUCUCAACCAAAAGUAGCUGAAACUAGGUCACAAAAUGCAAGUUGCAAAAAACUUUUUAAUAGCGAGAACAAAUCCGAAUUAGGCAACAUGUUAAGCAAUAAACUAAAAACUUGUCAAGUGAACCGUAAAACUCUUACAAAUAAAACAUUUUCCACAAUGAAUAUGGAAAAUGUAGAGAGUGUGGAGAUGAAAGUAUGUGUGAAGAGCUAUGCUAGAAAUCCCAUCGAAUCUUGCGACUCCAGUGUAAUGAUAAUUGAGGAAAGCGUUCAUAAAUCUCAAAAAAUUAUUUCAGUAAACAACAACCAGCAUCCUAGAUCAUUAAAGAGACGUCAUGGUGAUAGUCCACAAAUUGAACAACCAUUGGCCAAAAGACGUGCAACUAAUAAAUGUAAAACUAUGUGCCAAAUGCCCCAAAAUAUAGCAACUCUUGGCAGUAGCCGGUGGUCUCAAAAAAAUACAAAUGCUGUAAAGGCUUUACAAAAGUUAUGUCCAAAUUUACAAUUUACUUUGGAGGCAGAAAUGGGUUCCGCUGUAGUUCCCUACUUUAUGAUGUCGGCCAUAGUAGAUGGACGCAAGUUUUUCGGUCACGGCAAAACUAUACAAUUAGCUAAACACGAUGCAGCUGUACAAAUUUUAAAUCAUUUAGAAAAACAACCCGUAAAUCUGAAUGACAAUAAUUUUUCAAAAACACCAUCAAAUAGACAAAACAACCAACAAAUGGUUUUACAAAAUAAUAAUACUAAUAGAAAUAAUGCAACUUCAUACGAUUUGCAAUCGGUAUAUCUUAAUAAUAACAAGAAUAGACAAAAUAACCAACAAUUGGUUUUACAAAAUAACAAUAGAAAUAACGCAACUUCAGCAUAUCAAUUGCCUACCCAGAACGCGGAUAUAGUGGAAGCCAAAAUAAUGCAAAAAUUUGAACAAUUAACUAGAGGCCGUCAAGAGAUUCGUGAGUAUAAAGUUUUGGCUGGCGUGGUAAUGACCUUUAAUAUGAAUUUUGAAAAGGCCAAAGUAGUAUCCAUUGCUACUGGCACUAAAUGUAUUAAUGGUGGUAAUAUCUGCUGCAAUGGUUCCGUGCUUAAUGAUUCACAUGCUGAGGUAGUAGCGAAAAGAGGUUUAAUGAAAUAUCUCUAUAACCAACUACGUUGGCAUUGCGAUCCGGAAUUGGAAUAUAAAUCAAUAUUUCAAAGAAAUCCUGACGGUUUACAAAUACCCUAUUCUUUAAAAUCCAAUGUACAUUUUCAUUUGUACAUUAAUACAGCCCCCUGUGGGGAUGCCCGCAUCUUCAGUUUUAAUGAUCAAUUUAAUACGAAUAACAAUAAGACGUUUAGCUCUUUUAAUAAUGGCCAAUAUGGCCAAUUACGUACUAAGGUUGAGGGCGACAUGGGUACCACACCGGUUGGUACACGCUAUUAUCCUCAAACCUGGGAUGGUGUUUUACUGGGCGAACCUUUACUAACCAUGUCCUGUUCAGACAAAAUAGCCCGUUGGAAUGUGGUGGGUGUACAAGGAGCUCUCUUGUCCCAUCUGACAGAACCUAUUUAUUUGCAUUCCAUUGUUUUGGGUAGCAUGUUUAAUGCUAAACACUUGAAUCGUGCCUUUUGUGGACGUAUUCAACAUACCUUAGGCUACUUACCACAACCAUAUCGCCUAAAUCGUCCUUUAUUGGGCCAGACCAGUGCACCAUUACCCCGUAAUACUUAUAGGGUGCCUAGUAUAGGUAUCAAUUGGAAUUUUGGCGAUAAUGAUACUGAAAUCAUUUCAUUGCCUACAGGACGUAGAAUUUACAAUGAGACAUCCUUGUUAUCGAAACAAGCUUUCUUUUAUAACUAUAACUAUUUGUUGAACAAUUUACCAAAUGUAGGCGGUGCCUGUAUGAGCAAUAACUAUGCUGAGGCAAAGGAAAAUGCUCGAUAUUUUCAAAUUGUUAAAAAAGAAAUGUUUGCGGCAUUUUAUCGUGCAGACUUGGGUAGUUGGGUUAAAAAACCUAUCGAACAAAAUGAAUUCACUAUGAAUUAAUUUUUUUAAAGAAAUUAUUAAUUUUUCUACGAAUAUUUUUCGAAAACAGAUUAGGGUCUGUUUGAGGAAUAGACAAUUUAAUUUUGUGUUUUAACACUUUCGUUUUAAUAUUAGUAAAAUACAUAAAGGUAUAUGUAUGUUUGUAUUAAAUUUUCGAUGUUAACAAGUUUAGAUAACUUGAGAAAAACAAAGUUUAAUUUGUUUUGUCUCAAUUGAGAAAAUAAUAUUUUAAAAUUAUUAUAAGUUAAAAACCAGACAAAGUUUUUCUUUAUAAAAAAUGAAUUAAAUGCAGUGCUUUUUUUGUAAAUACUUUUAUGCUUAAAAUUAUUUUUAAGCAUACAAAAAGUAUUGUUAUAAAAUUUUUAUUUUGUUUUAUGUUAAUUUUGUUACUUUUAUGUUUGGUUAAAGUGAUUUUUUUUUAAUUUAAGCUUUAAAUGUUAUGUGAAUUAAAUUUUGAUUUAACUUAAAAAAAAAAAACUUUUUUAUAAAUCAUUAAACUUAAAACACUAUGUUGUUUUAUAC